Messenger RNA from Thunnus maccoyii (southern bluefin tuna), 1774 nucleotides. RefSeq names its product claudin-7-A-like. Gene Ontology annotation, biological process: bicellular tight junction assembly; cell adhesion. The transcript is spliced from 4 exons. The record is from RefSeq and is a predicted model, not a curated record. Gene Ontology annotation, cellular component: bicellular tight junction; plasma membrane. Gene Ontology annotation, molecular function: structural molecule activity. The coding region runs from base 278 to 901 and encodes 207 amino acids. Lineage: Eukaryota; Metazoa; Chordata; Actinopteri; Scombriformes; Scombridae.
CUCCCGGUACUCCCUCCCCAUUGAAGGUGCGACUGAGGAACAGGUGCGUGAAAGAGUCACAGAGACACUUUAUAACUUGAAAUAUCAUCGUUGUCUGCUAAUUUACUCUCAGAAAGCCAAGGAAUAAGAGAUAAUAACAGAAGAACUUACUUUGUGGGCAACAAAUCAAACUUAAUUAAAAACCCAGCUAAGUUUAAGGAGUGCGGGAUUUGUAGCUUCAGAGCAGGUGGACGUCGCCUUUGUUGAUUUUGAGGUCACAUCGUUGAAGAAAGUGGAAAUGGCCAACUCCGGUUUGCAGAUUUUGGGGUUCGUCCUGGCGCUUCUGGGGUCAGUUGGAUUGAUAAUUGGCACCAUUUUGCCCCAGUGGAAGAUGUCCGCUUAUGUUGGGGACAACAUCAUCACAGCGGUGGCCAUGUACGAAGGACUGUGGAUGGCCUGUGCCUUCCAGAGCACAGGCCAAAUCCAGUGCAAGGUCUACGACUCAAUCCUGCAGCUCAACAGUGCUCUCCAGGCCACCCGUGCCCUCAUGAUUGUGAGCAUUAUCGUAUCGCUGGCCGGUCUGGGUGUAGCCUGCAUGGGAAUGAAGUGCACCAACUGUGGAGGAGAUGACAAAACACGCAAGUCCCGCAUUGCCAUGACUAGUGGCAUUAUCAUUCUGAUCGGAGCUUUGUGUGCCAUUAUUGCCUGCUCUUGGUAUGCUCAUGACAUCAUCCAAGCCUUCUACAACCCCUUCACCCCUAGCAAUAGCAGGUAUGAGUUCGGGUCUGCCAUCUUCAUCGCCUGGGCCGGAUCAUUCCUGGUUGUAGUCGGAGGUGGGAUGCUUGCAGCAUCCUGCCCGAAAAGCAAACCCACACCAAAGUAUCCCAUCUCCAGACCCCCCAGCAGCAAGGAAUACGUUUGAACGGGACAAGACUGUGUUAGAGGAUGAAGGAACACUUUGACAUUCAUGUUAGUCCAGCUCAGAGAUUGAAACUUUGAAAAGAUGUACCCCAGGAGGUGAUCAGUACCUGUCUGUCUUUUUUAUAUGUAUUUUAGUUUCUUCAGGUCUACCCUGUGAUGUUACUGUAAUAUUAUUUUAACAAAUGCAUUAAAGUUUUAAAUAAUGGCUGUUUACUUCAUAAGAGAGCAAAUUGGCCUUGUCCUGUCCAAAACCACAAUCAGUGCUUAGAUUUGUAUGCUGUGUAGUAUAGUAUCCACUUAGUAGACACCUGUAAAGCACUGAAGUUUGAAUUAAGGUGAAAACACCCAUGAUAUUGUACAACUUAGUAUGUAGAAAAUAUUUUUCACUUGCUGCAUACUACAAUGUACAGUGCAUUAGAAUGUACAGUGUGUUUGGGACAACUGUUUGAAUGCACUGAAUAGAAAUCAGAUCUGCGAAUGGACAACUCUUCAGUCAUUUAUUACUCUUGAUGAUGGAAGUAAUAGUUCAUCUGGCACCUGUAAAGCAAUUUGCUACCAUUAUGUCAAUGUAUUUGUGCCUUAUUUAUAUGAACAAGACAAGUUAUUCAGUACUGCUGUAGACUAUUUUUGCUUUAAUCAAGUGCCAGAGUGAAAUGGUAACUAUAUAAAUUACAAUAUGCCAAUGUUUUUACUGUUUUACAGUGUGACGGAUGUGGUGAACUAUUUGUCGACUUGGUCUUUGUGAAUGGGCUUGGCUUAUGCUGUUUUUCAGUCAUAACAGCUGUUGCUGCACUCAUCAGUUUCUGUUUUUUAAAACUUAAAUUGUGAUUUGCAUUUAUGUUGUACAUAAAAUAAAAGUGAAAAAUGUAUUGUU